Messenger RNA from Plasmodium gonderi, 1611 nucleotides. RefSeq names its product transporter. The coding region runs from base 1 to 1611 and encodes 536 amino acids. Gene Ontology annotation, molecular function: ATP transmembrane transporter activity. The transcript has 2 exons. Lineage: Eukaryota; Apicomplexa; Aconoidasida; Haemosporida; Plasmodiidae. Gene Ontology annotation, biological process: transmembrane transport. The record is from RefSeq and is a predicted model, not a curated record.
AUGUGGAAGAAAAAGACGAACACACAUGAAGAAACAGAUGAAAAUAUGUCUAAAGGAAAAGAAAUGAAUGGAAGAAAAAACAAUGACGAGUUUUGUCAUGAUCACAUUGAACAAAGGAAUAUAAUAACAAAGGAAAACGAUCCACACAACCUUAACUAUGAUUAUAAUGAUAAAAAAGAGAAAAUAAAUAAAGAAAAUUACACGAGCAUAUCAGGAAAUAAUAAUUCUGUAAUGAAGAGAAAUACCUACAACAUACGCAAAUAUGAAAAAAAAGAAAAUAAACAAGACAUAGAAGACUCUAAAGAAGAGCAAUAUAUUAUUAAUAGCAUCAAUCCAAAUAAAAAGCAAAUUUUAAAAAAAUAUAAUAUUUUUAUAGAUAAACAAAAUGCCAUAAAUAGCAUUUUGAGCUCAACUUUUGCUGGUAUUAUGUCAAGAACAAUUACUGCACCAUUAGAUCGUGUAAAAUAUAUAAUGCAAGUAACGAAUAAUUUACCCAUUUAUGAAAUUUUCAAAAUCAUUAAAAAAGACGGAAUAGUAUGUGGCUUCUUCAGGGGAAAUUGUGUAAACAUUGUGAAGAUAAUUCCAGAGUUAUCUAUAAAAAUGUAUUCUUACGACUUCAUGAAAGUUAAUGUGUAUAAUUAUUACAAUAAUGGUAGCAAUAGUAACAGUAACAGUAAGAAUGACGAAGGUGAUGCAAAUAGUAAGAAUGGAAAAUACAUGAACGAUAAUGAAAAUAUAGACAUCCCAUUUUUCAUUCGUUUCAUCAUAGGAAGCUCAAGUGGAGUUAUAGCAGCAUUAUUUAUAUACCCCCUCGAAAUAGUCAAAACGAGGUUAAUUGUAUCAAAUAAAAAUGACCAUAGUGGAAUUAUGAAAUGUUUUUACAAUAUAUAUAAAAACGAAAGAUGGAGAAAUUUUUACAAUGGUCUUUCUAUGCACAUGUAUGGUGUUAUCUUAUUUUCAGGGUGUAAUAUGAGUAUAUAUGAUUAUUUAAAGUAUAUAUUUUUUUCAUUAUACAAAGAUUAUAUUCAUUCCACAUACUGCGUCAGAAAUGGAAAUAGUACGGAACAUGAAAAUGAUACACAGGGGUAUAAUAACACGAAGGAUGAAAAUUUUCAAAUCGCAUACAACAGCAGCAGGGAUAAUGAUAAUCACAACGAUAAUACACUUUUUAAGUAUAACCCACUAAAAAUAUUAUCAUAUUUUAGAGAAAAUUCUACAUAUAAUUGGAAUAACAUAAAUUAUGAAUAUAAAAAAGAAAAUAAUCUGAACAAACCAGAAUGCUCCUAUUGCAGUUAUCGCAUAAAAAAUGUUAAUUGCUUAUCUUUCCUUUUUUUUGGUAUAACAAGUUCGUUUAUUGCCCAAAUUGUUAGUUAUCCUUUUCUCGUAUUACGUACGCGCAUGCAAACACUUAAUAAUGAAAUAACUACAAAUUAUUUGAAUAACGAAAGGACGAAAAUUAAGUCUUGCAGCUUUAUUCUGUAUAACAUCAAGGUCUAUGGAUUUAAGUCCCUCUACCGAGGCAUUUAUGUUAAUUUAUUGAAGACUAUACCCGCAACGUCCAUCACGUGGUUUGCUUACGAGUAUGCCAUGAGGAAAUUACAAGCUAGCUAA